Molecule: messenger RNA, 3804 nt
Organism: Colletotrichum gloeosporioides
Lineage: Eukaryota; Fungi; Ascomycota; Sordariomycetes; Glomerellales; Glomerellaceae
Product: Protein transport protein SEC31
Exons: 3
Coding region: 1-3804 (1267 amino acids)
Biological process (GO): endoplasmic reticulum to Golgi vesicle-mediated transport; intracellular protein transport; COPII-coated vesicle cargo loading
Cellular component (GO): COPII vesicle coat; endoplasmic reticulum exit site
Molecular function (GO): structural molecule activity; protein binding
Source: RefSeq, a predicted model, not a curated record
AUGGUUCGCCUUCGCGAGAUCCCGAGGACCGCGGCCUUCGCCUGGUCCCCCGACCCAUCCAAGCCUCUUUUGAUCACCGGUACCAGAGCAGGAGCUGUCGAUGCCGAUUUCUCUGAUGAGACCAAGCUCGAGCUGUGGGACCUCAACCUCGACAACCAAGAGCAGGGCCUUGAGCUGCAGCCGGUAGCCAGCAUUAACACCGACUCGAGAUUCUAUGAUAUCGCCUGGGGACCGCCCGAUUCCGACCACCCGCGGGGUAUUAUCGCCGGCGCUCUGGAGAAUGGCUCCCUCGACCUGUGGGAUGCCGAGAAGCUCAUCGAUGGCGACGACGAUGCCCACAUGUCCCGAACGACCAAGCACUCCGGUGCAAUCAAGUCACUGCAGUUCAACCCCCAUCGACCUCAGAUCCUCGCAACUGCCGGCGCAAAGGGAGAGCUCUUCAUCUGGGACGUCAACGAUGUUUCCAACCCCUUCAGACUCGGCACCGCUGCCGCUCGCUCAGACGACCUGGAGUGCGUAGCAUGGAACCGCAAGGUUGCGCAUAUUCUGGCUACGGGAGGAUCCGGUGGAUUUGUCACCGUCUGGGACUUGAAGACGAAGAAGGCGUCCUUGACGCUUAACAACAACAGGAAGCCCGUCAGCGCGAUUGCUUGGGACCCCAACAACUCGACCAAGCUUCUGACCUCCACAUAUGAUGACACUGCCCCCCUCAUCUUCUUGUGGGACCUCAGAAACUCCAAUGCGCCAGAGCGUACGCUUCAGGGACACGAGCAGGGCGUUCUGUCUCUGUCUUGGUGCCAGCAGGACAGCGAUCUGCUGAUUUCUUGCGGCAAAGACAACAGGACCUUGGUCUGGAACCCCCAGACCGGUGACCGAUAUGGAGAGUUUCCCGAGGUCACAAAUUGGACUUUCCUCACCCGUUUCAACCCCUCGAACCCCAACCUGUCUGCUACUGCAGGCUUCGAUGGCAAGAUCGCAAUUCAGACCCUCCAGAACACCAACCCCUCAACCACCCAGGCUGCGACACAAAACAACCUGGACGGCGAGGACUUUUUCACAAGCGCGCAGACUCAGCCCCAGGAGGCUUCCUUCUCCUUGAGCAAGGCGCCCAAGUGGUUCGAGCGCCCGAUUGGUGCCCACUUUGGCUUUGGCGGCAAGCUCAUCAUCUUCAAGCAAAACGCAGCCCAGCGAACCUCCAAGAUCUCCAUUUCGCAGUUUGCUGUUGACUCUGCUGUGGGUACUGCAACCGAAAAGUUCGAGGAGGCUCUCCAGUCUGGUGAUAUUGUCAGCCUUUGCGAGUCUCGGAAGGAGGAUGCCAAAACCGAGGAGGAGAAGGCCGAUUGGCUGGUAAUGGAGACUCUUACUGCCGAAAACCCCCGAAAGCGCAUCAUUGAGUAUCUCGGUUUCACCGAGGAGGAGAUCACCAACGGAGUUUCCAAGGAUGAAGAGGAAAAGUCCGAAGAAGUCGCUGAGGAGAAGAAGGAGGCGAAGGACGACGACAACAUGUGGGGCGAUGGCGAGGGCGACGGCGAAGACUUCCUGUCCAACUUGUCGGCCAACAAGGGAGCCAAGACUGAUAGCCCCUUCCACCUCCUCGCUGACACCGAUACUGCGGUUGAGAAGUCCAUCACGAAGGCUUUGAUGCUCGGUAACUUCGCCAAGGCUACCGAAAUCUCUCUGAAGGAGCAGCGCUGGGCUGAUGCAUUUUUGAUCGCUAACUGCGGCGGCCAGCCGUUGGUGGACAAGGUGCAGUCUGCUUACUUGGCCAGCAAGGAUGGCGUCCCUAGCUACGUCCGUCUGUUGGGGUCUGUCAUCGCCAAGAACCUGUGGGAUGUCGUGUACAACGCGGAUCUUGAGAACUGGAAGGAGACGAUGGCUAUUCUGUGCACUUUCUCCGACCCGAAGGAGUUCCCUGAUCUUUGUGACGCUCUGGGAGACCGCAUUCUUGAAAGCGGUUCUCGCAAGGAUGCCUCAUUCUGCUACCUCGUCGGCUCCAAGCUCGAGAAAGUCGUCUCUAUCUGGAUCAACGAGCUCGAGGAGGCUGAGCAAGCUGGUGUCAAGGAGCCUAGUGACGAUUCAACCUUCUCUGUCCAUGCUCGGUCUCUCCAGCACUUCAUUGAGAAGGUCACCAUCUUCCGCCAAGUCACCAAAUUCCAGGAUACAGAAAAGAGCCAAAGCGCGGACUGGAAGCUGUCUGCCCUGUACGAGAAGUACACGGAGUAUGCCGAUAUCAUCGCCGCUCACGGCCAACUUGCUGUUGCGCAGAAGUACCUGGACCUGUUGCCUGACAACUACCCCGCGGCAGAGAUCUCCAGGAACCGCUUGAGACUUGCGACUCAGAAGGGCGCUGCUACCCAAGCCGCCCCCAAGGCCGCUGCGGCUGCUGGCCGUCGUCUAGGACAGACCCCCGCGGUGAACAACGCGAGAGCCACCCCGGCCUACCAGCCUGUUGCUCCGGCUGGACCUGCCUUCGCUGGUUCUGUGCCUGCUGCUGCGUCGAACGCUUAUGCUCCCCCUGGACCCCCCUUGGUUGGUUCUUCUGUGUCGGCUGCGGCGUCGAACCCAUAUGCCCCUACCCCGUCCAUCAACUACAACCCGGCGCCUGGCCCAGGUUACAACCCGGCCCCCACUCAAUCACCGUAUGCGCCGGGGCAAGGUUACCAGCCCCCGGCCGCUCAGCAAUACGGAGCGCCGCCUACUGGUUACGGUCCACCUCCCAGCAACUUCGGCUCUGUGCCCCCGCCUCCACGAAACUCAACGCCCACAUCAAGCUUCCGUCCUAAGGAGAGCUGGAACGAUGUGCCUCUAGUCACCAAGGUGCCUACUCGCAAGACCACGCCCAGUGUGGCACCCAUCACAGCCCCUUUCCCGGGCCAGGCGACCCAUGGCAGUGCUCCGCCCCAGAGCCCUUAUGGCCGCACCGGCUCGACUCCUCCGCCACCUCCUCCCAAGGGACCCGCCCCUCCCCGCGUUACAUCUCCUCUCGCCGGGCCUCCUCAGGCAUUCCAGGCACCGCCUAGGCCGACAUCAGCGGCGUCAAAUGCAUACGCACCUCCCCCGCCCCAGGCCGGCGCUCCACCUUCCAUGAUGCCGCCGCCGGCUGCCCGUGGCCCGUCUCCGUACAACCCGCCCCCGUCUGGCGCCCCUCCAUCUAACCGCUACGCCCCCGCGGCGUCGGCACAGCCUCAGAUCAGCCAACCACCCAUGGGAUCAGUACCACCCCCGGGUAGCCAGCCGCCUCCGAGAAACCCGUACGCUCCGCCGCCCCAGGCGGGCACACCUCAGAACCAGUAUGCGCCGUCGCCUUACGGGGCUCCUCCAGCUGGUGCUACUGCUCCUCCGCCCGCCGCAUCCAGGCCUCCUACGGGACCUCCUCCCGCUGCUGGCGGACCUCCUCCUGCGGCCAUUGCCACCCCUCCUCCCCCGAAGGCAGCCGCCCCCCCAUCAAAGCCGAGACAUCCCGCUGGUGACAGGUCUCACAUCCCGGACCAUGCCCAGCGUCUCGUAGACAUCAUGAACUCAGACAUGCAGCGUGUGGCAUCGCGGGCGCCUGCAUCAUUUGCCGCCCAGGUCAAGGAUACCCAGAAGCGUCUCAACCUCCUGUUCGACCACCUUAACAACGAGGAGCUCGUCAAGCCCGACACUAUCGACCAGCUUGCGGCUCUGGCCGAGGCUCUCAACGAGAAGAACUACGAGGUAGCUCACAAGAUUCAAGUUGAGAUUCAGAAGGAGAAGACUGACGAGUGCGGCAACUGGAUGGUCGGUGUCAAGCGAUUGAUCAGCAUGAGCAAGGCCACUCCAUAA